This is a messenger RNA of Aspergillus puulaauensis, 1302 nucleotides long. RefSeq lists its product as uncharacterized. Gene Ontology annotation, molecular function: O-methyltransferase activity. Bases 1 to 1302 code for a protein of 433 amino acids. The record is from RefSeq and is a predicted model, not a curated record. The transcript is spliced from 6 exons. NCBI's taxonomy places the organism in Eukaryota, Fungi, Ascomycota, Eurotiomycetes, Eurotiales, Aspergillaceae.
AUGACACAAUCAAACGGUGCCCAUACCAACGGCGCUCAUGCCAAUGGCACUUCCAACGGUGCUGCUAACGGUGCUGCUAACGGUGCUGCUAACGGUGCUACCAACUCCUAUAAAAACGGCACCAACAAGUGCGACCAUGUGGACACUCUCGUCGACAAGGUUAACCAGUCCGUCGGCACAUUCCAAGACGGCCACACAGAGAAAGAAAGACUCGUAGCACUCAAAGCAGCCCAGGAACUGGUCCGUGCUCUCCACGGACCCAAAGACAAUGUCUACCACCUGGUCUAUUCACCCACACAAGCCAUGUGCGUGCGCAUGGGUAUCGACUUGGAGAUCUUCUCUACACUCAGUAAAGCCUCGGGGCCUGUAAGUUUGCAAGAGCUGGCGGCUGUUAAGAAUGCGAGCCCUUUGAUUACCGAGCGUGUGCUUCGUGUUCUCGCCGGAAUCGAAUACGUCGCAGAACACGAUGUCCAUGUGUACAGUGCCACUCGCAUGACGCACCAAAUGACCGACCGGUUCAGUAUCGCCAUGGUGAAGUUCAUUUACGACUUCGGCAUGCCCACCGUCGCAAAGAUCCCCGAGUUCCUGCGCAAGCAUGAAUACAAGUCCAUCGACGGCAGUACAGCCGGGCCAUGGCAGUACGCUACAAAUAGCGAAGAGUCACUCUGGGACUGGAUAGCCAAGAGCGAAGAGCGGCUGGAUAUUACACACAGUUUCAUGGAAGGGGAUCGGGGGAGUCGGCCGCCAUGGGUGGAGUGGUUUCCUGUCGAGGAGCAGCUUAUCAGCACGUUUACUGGGAGUCAUGAAGAUGUCUUUCUGGUGGAUGUUGCAGGGGGCAGGGGACAUGAUAUAAGGACGUUCAGGGAGAAGUUUCCCCAGGCGAGGGGGCGUUUUGUCCUUGAGGAUUUGGAACAUGUCAUUGAGCAGAGCGUGGAUGGGCUGCAGGCUGAGAAGAUUGCGUUUGAUUUGUUUAAGCCCCAGCCGGUUAAAGGCGCGCGAGUGUACUACAUGAAGUUCAUCCUGCAUGACUGGUCAGACAACGACAGCCUGAAGAUCCUGGAGCGGAUCCGUGAAGCAAUGACGCUCGGGCACUCGGUCCUGGUUAUAGAAGAGUUCAUCCUCCCUGAAAAGGAUUGCCCGAUGCUCUCGGCGAUGUGGGACUGGGAGAUGAUGGUAUUCCUCAACAGUCUCGAGCGCUCCGAGGGGCAUUGGCGAAGGCUGCUGGACGAGGCGGGCUUUGAGGGGAAGUUCUUCUACCCUCCUGGUGAUGGCCAGGGCAUUAUUACAGCAGAACUGAAGUAG